AGUGGUCUGCGACUUACCUGCAAGUCAGAUUUCUACCAUUGUGCAGCCUUGCCUAUUACGCAAGCGACUCUCCACGCCACUCCCAUCGUCGCCAUCUGUGUUUCCAGACGUAUACAGAUACCCAUACACUCGCGACGAAUUCAUACGAAACCAACACUGUCUUUCCGAAGAUGUGGACUUCACAGCGCGCAACGCCUCGAGCUGAGCGCACAGCAUCUAUACACUCAGUCGCCUCGAUAUACGGCGGUCGCCCAGAAUCAGUAGCCUCGAACCAGUCGUUUGCGGAGAUAAGAGGUUACGACUCGGACCAGUCGUCAGACACAGCCUUCGGUGACGAACAGAUGGCUGCACGCCCCGUGAGCAAACUCGUCAUACCAGCGAUAUGGCAGCCCCGGCCCAAGGAACACAAGCCUUUUCUUCCUGCAGAACGACCAGUCAUCGAGGCUUGGAGAAACGAGUCUGUUCAAGAACCUGUUGUCAGCGUCGUGCCUCAGAUUCUGCACACUACACCUCAAAGCCAACAGAAUACUCCUAGCAGUGAGGCAGACAAUGACACCGAGUCUCUUGCUUCGACGCUUGAUGGCGAAGAGCAGGUCCCAGAAUACCUUGAGAAGACACCAACAUCGAUUCCGGUGAUGUUCUAUGCCGACGAAGCAAACGAUGAGCCCGUGUCACCUGCUCCUGCACCGCACGUUCCUGGGCCUCUGGAGUCCCAACUUGCUGCGCUAAUGUCAAAGCUUAUAUACAUCGAGCGAUCAGAUCCCGUGGCUGCUGUCGAGCCAGCCGAAUACCAGGAGGUGACAGCGCGACUGAAGAAGAUCGAAGAAGAGAAGGCACAACUCUGGAAACGGCACACAGCGAUCUGGGCUUUGAGAGACGAGGACCUGGAGAACAACAUCAAGAUACGUGGGUUCUUAGCUAAGAAGGAUCGGCAGCUGGAAGCAAUGACGGCUCUUCGCGACGAAGACCUUGUGAAUGUCCAGGUCGUAAGGAACAAACUGGCAGACAAGACACGAGAGGUCGAACGCCUACAAUCGCAGGCAGGAACCAAGAGUCCUACUCGAGGAAGGCCAGGAAGCUUUAUCGAGCGCCGGGCCACGAACGACCUCUUUGCUGCCGCCAAGUCAGCAGCACUUGAGCAACGCGUGCUUGAGUUGGAGAAGAGAAACUCAGAUCUAGUCACACAAGUGGAGACCUUGAGAGGAGGUGCCAGUAUCGACGACCUUAACCGCAUGACAGCGCACCAGGCCUGGAAGGAUCAUGUUCAAGAUCUCGAGGCACAGCUCAAGGCCAAGGACGUCGAGUUGGCAAAGCGAUCAAGUGGCAGCGCAACUGAAACUAAGCCGAGUGCCAGUGAGUGGUCGAGGAUCGAGGCGAUUGUGCAGGAGCAUGGUGCGUAUCGAGAGAUAGUUGGUGGGAAGCUACAGGCGCUCAGGUCGGAGAAGGAGGCACUCCAGAAGCUCUUGCACGCAAAGGAGGAUGAAUGCCACGCAUUGGAGCUCAACAUGCAAAGCUUGAGGCGGCAGAUAAUGGCCGUCUAGUUGAGAAAAGUGGCGGAGGUUUGCAUAAGGGCUGGCGUAGGGGCUGGUGUUGUGGCUGGGAUAGUCUUUCAAUCCUUAGUUGGGGUGUUUUUAGCGUUGGCGAUUUGGCUGAAACGGCA
Macroventuria anomochaeta is the source of this 1660-nucleotide messenger RNA. RefSeq lists its product as uncharacterized. NCBI's taxonomy places the organism in Eukaryota, Fungi, Ascomycota, Dothideomycetes, Pleosporales, Didymellaceae. The record is from RefSeq and is a predicted model, not a curated record. The transcript has a single exon. Bases 171 to 1541 code for a protein of 456 amino acids.